AUGCCACGACUUUCGGGGCCACACACGAGGGCCUCUCCUGUAAAUACCAUGACCGUCGGGGCCACAGGCGGGGCCGUAAAUAUCCAUGUGCCACCAGGGGCCACUCCUGAAUUUUGGUCAAUGCACAGCUUCAAGGCAUGGCAACAUACAACGGUAUUUGCAGACCAGCCAUGCUUGCCCAAAAGGCACCUUGCCAUGUGCAAGGUUCUGGGGCCCAGUUUUGCCACCCACAAAGCCAAACUGGACGGCUCGUGGUGGAUUGCCAGCUUGGCGGCUCUGGACGCCUGUGGCACCAACGAGGCUCAGGUGGAGCUCUUGGUGGAGCUUCGCACCUUGGCCGAAGCGGAGCGGGCGCUGCAAACGGCCAUGCCGCUGGCGUGCAAGGGCUUCAACAUGAAUCCGGAGUUCGAGACGAGCUCCGUGUUCGGCACUGAGAACUCGUUGCUACCCUUGCCGAGCUACAAUCAAGAGAGCGAAAGCCUGGCGGCGUUCGAGGGCAAGGACCAGACGAUGAUGCAACGACUCCGGAGGGCCAUCCGCGAGCUCACGGCGCUGGAAGCCUCGCGUGUAGUCGAGAAGCUCACGAGGUUUCAACAGCCUUCAUUGAUGGUCUGUUCCCCGGUGGAUCCUGCGGCCGACGCGGUGGACUUCGAGGUGGACCGGCUCAGCGAGACGCUGCUCUUCGCCGUCGGACUCUCUGGCAGUGGCGGAGGAAGCGGCAAGGAUCUUUGGGAUGCCUUGGUGGCAGGCUGCCAAGGUGCCCAGGCGGAAGCCGCGGAAGCCACCGCCCAGGCCGCCCAGGCCGGGGAUGAGGCCGGGACUUCGCAGGGGCUGCCAUUGGAUGGUCUCUGGCUUGAGGCCAUGUACAAUGUCGGGGCCAUCGCUCUAGAGUUGCGUCGAGAGGAGAUCCAGCUCUAUGCGGAUGCCUGGUGUACCCGUGCAAUCGAGUUGGACUGGCAGCUGCAAUUGGAGGAGAUUGAUGAGACUUUGGGCUGGGUCUUUCAGCAAGUGGAGCACCUCAAGGCGAAAGCCCAGCAAGUGCUGAUCCUGCGGCGUUUGGAGGGCAGUGUGGAGUCUGCCAUGACAGUUCGGCCAUCCUUCCCACCACCGUCAGUGCUGAGUCUUCGAUGGGCUAUGCUGAAGAAACCUGCGAGAGACGGGGUACGAGAUCUGCAGAUGCUGCGGAAGCGCCCCACCGGGCCAAGCAAGGUGAAGCAGACGGUCCCCCCAGAAGCAUUGAUCGACGCGGAGAGUGGGCGGCAGCUCAAUGCGAUCAUGCGGCAGAUGGGUUCGGACGAGCCACUCGGCCCGAAGCGACGGGACCGGCGGGACGGGAUCGGCUACCCCACAAACGUGGCGGCUGACCUGAAGACGGGCGUGAAGAAGGUGCAGCACCGACAUGUGGGGGAAGCCAAGCCUAUGGAGGCUGAUGGGAGUUGCUCCCACCAUCUUCUAGUGAGAGAUGGAAACAGCAGUGACUGUAUCCUACCACAACGCAUCGAUGUUGGGAAGCACUUCAUCAUGACAGGCGGUCCUGAAGCCAUUCGAGAGCCCUAUGAAGACAUGAUCUCUAGGGUGUCCUCCUUUGGCAGAUAUUUGUUUAAUCUACAGGACUUGCCGGUGGUGGAGAAGCUCUUCGAAGAUGAGAAGUUCCAACACUUUGCGAAGAGCGUCUGCCCCAAAGAGAAGCAAGUUUUGGACCCCUUCCAGUUCAACUUCAUCCUCUCGGUCCCGGGCCAAACCGUGGCGCUUCAUCUGGAUGCACCUUACUUCCUUGGUGCCACGCGCUUUCAGGUGCCUCAGUGGUUGUUGGCGGUGAUGGUCUUCAGCGGGCUCUUCCAAGAGCGCUUUGUGGAUCAGGUCCAGGUGGUGGGAUACUUACACGAUCAGAUGGCUGUGGAAGAUCAAAGCGCUGGAGGCUUGUUCCUCUACUACGACGAGAACUCCGCGACUCCCAAGAGCUUCCCCUCCAGUCCGCUCUCGGGGAUCUCGGUGGAUGGGAGCAAGACGCUCCAUGCAGCUGGGGUCUUCAAGCCAGAGGUCAAGACGCCCUUCCUGGACAAGGACAAAGACAAUGCCUUGUUCUAUGUGGGCGAUGAGCUUUGGGAGCUGCGCAGUGAGGGUCAGGUGCUCCAGAGCUACAACUCUUCAGAGCUGCGGAUGACCAUCGUCUACAGGGCACGCUGCUUCACCUCAGAGGAGGAGAGACAAAGAUAUCUAAAGCAAGCUCCAGAAGAUUUGCUGAGCCUAGACGAGAUUUUGGAGAAGCUGAAGGAGGACUUGGUCAAGCGGAGGAGGUUAUCAAGGGAUCAGGCCGCAUCCAUGGACCGCCUCGACUUGGCGGUGAUGCUGCUGGACACUUACAUCAAGUAUCCACUUCCCGACUUGCAACAUGCCAAAGUUCCUCUGAACUAUUGCGCUCUUCCGCGUCGAGCUGGCCAAUUUCGCCACCUGCUCACUCGACUCUUGAAUCCUGCCAAGCCACCACCGGGGUUGCUGAGCUUUCAGCAAUGGCUGCAAGGCCCUGCAGGCCAUGCUGUUCUCGCCAGAUACCGCGCGAGUUAG
Molecule: messenger RNA, 2565 nt
Organism: Durusdinium trenchii
Lineage: Eukaryota; Dinophyceae; Suessiales; Symbiodiniaceae
Source: the annotation of a GenBank genome assembly